CGCUUGCCCCAGGAUGGACGCGGCAGACCCUCACCAGGCGCGCACUACAACGACCCGUCUCGGGAUCUCUUUGAGAAACGCUCGAACGAACAAAGGGGCUAUGGCGAUCGCAGGCCACCACCCCCAUCACAGCAGCGCGGAGGGGACAUGCGUUAUGCCAUCGUCUCGAUGCCUAACGAGGCCCUCGCCUUCUCCAACCGCGUCGUCGUGAACCCCUCCGAUUUUCCCUCUGGCCAGCACGUCCUCGUCAAGCGGGACUUUCCCAUGACCACCCUCCACGACAACACCGGCAAAAUCGCCCCGGGCACAAUCGCCGUCUCCCAAGGGCACCGCGAAUGGAUCGGCCUCUCCCUCGUCGGCGACAGCGCCCCCAUCGACGCCCUCCCCGCCCCGCCACACUCCGCCGCCCCGCCCUUCCUCGAGUCGCUCGACCUCACCGUCGGCUUCAUCCGCAAGAACUACGACGCGGGCGGCAAGCCCUUCAGCGCGGACGACAUGACCAAGACCUUCCUCCGCGCGUACGCCGGCGUCGUCUUCGCGCCCGGCGAGAUUCUGACGUUCGAGUUCCACGGCGAGAAGCUGCGGCUGCAGGUCGUGGGUGUGCGCGGGCUGGAGCUCGCGGAUGAGCAGCAGCUCGGGAGGGGUGGGGGUGGGGGCGGUGGGGGUGGGGCGUCGGGAGCGGGAGGGCAGAUGGGCAUUUUGAUGGAGAAGACGGAUGUGACGAUGAUGAAGGCGGGGGACAGUCCGAUUGUCAUCAAGUCGAGCGCGAGGAAGGCAGCGUCGAACGCGAUCAUCGCUCCCAACUUCAAGUUCGAGGAGAUGGGCAUCGGCGGUCUCGACGACGAGUUCGGCUCCAUCUUCCGCCGCGCCUUCGCCUCGCGCGUCUUCCCCCCUGCACUCGUCGAGAAGCUCGGUAUUCAGCAUGUCAAGGGUAUCCUCCUGCACGGUCCCCCGGGAACCGGGAAGACGCUCAUCGCGCGUCAGAUCGGCAAGAUGCUGAACGCGCGCGAGCCCAAGAUCGUCAACGGCCCCGAGAUUCUAAACAAGUACGUCGGUGCGUCGGAGGAGAACAUCAGGAAGCUGUUCGCGGAUGCCGAGAAAGAGUACAAGGAGAAGGGCGAGGAGAGCGGGCUGCAUAUUAUCAUAUUCGACGAGAUGGAUGCUAUAUUCAAGCAGCGCGGCUCGACGAACAGCGGGACGGGUGUCGGGGACACCGUCGUCAACCAGCUUCUGUCCAAGCUGGACGGUGUGGACCAGCUGAACAACAUCCUCGUGAUCGGCAUGACGAACCGCAUGGACAUGAUCGACGAGGCCGUGCUGCGCCCCGGGCGGCUCGAGGUGCACAUGGAGAUCUCCCUCCCCGACGCACGCGGGCGGCACCAGAUCCUGCGCAUCCACACGACGAAGAUGCGCACGAACAGGGUCAUGGCGGACGACGUCGACCUGCCCCUGCUCGCGGACAAGGCGAAGAACUUUUCGGGCGCGGAGAUCGAGGGCCUCGUGAAGAGCGCGACGUCGUUUGCGUUUAAUAGGCAUAUCAAGGUCGGGACGAUGGCGGGGAUCGGGGAGGACGUGGAGGAUCUGAAGGUGUGUAUGGCGGACUUUGAGUGUGCGCUGGAGGAGGUGCAUCCGGCGUUUGGCGUGUCGGAGGAGGAGCUGGAGGAGGUGACGCAGAACGGGAUGAUUCCGUAUGCGCCGAUCGUGCAGGACCUGCUCGACAGGGGGCACCUGUUCGUGAAGCAGGUGAGCACGUCGACGCGCACGCCGCUCGUGAGCGUGCUGCUGCACGGGCCGCCCGGGUCGGGGAAGACGGUGCUGGCGGCGACGAUCGCGCAGACGUCGGCGUACCCGUUCAUCAAGCUCAUCUCGCCCGACCGCAUGGUCGGCUUCUCGGAGGCGCAGAAGAUCCAGGCGAUCAGCAAGACGUUUGCGGACAGCUAUAAGAGCCCGCUCAGCGUGAUUGUGGUGGAUAAUCUGGAGCGGCUGCUUGAUUGGACGUCGAUCGGGCCGCGGUUCUCGAACUCGGUGCUGCAGACGCUGCUCGUGCUCAUCGCGCGCAAGCCGCCCAAGGGCCGCCGGCUGCUCGUCAUCGCCACGACGUCGCUCCGACCGCUGCUCACCGAGCUCGGGCUCGCAGACGCGUUCGACACGGAGAUGCGCGUGCCGCCGAUCUCGAACCUCGCCGCGCUCGAGGCGGUGCUGCGGGAUGUGCAGCUGUUCCCCGACGAGGAGGGUCUGCGGGGUCUGCUGGGGUGGCUUGCGGACGCGGGAUUCGCACGGACGGAGGAGGGGGAGGAGGGGGCGCAGGUGAAGAUGCAGGUGGGGAUUAAGAAGCUGUUGAGUUUGGUGGAGAUGGCGAGGCAGGAGCCGGAUAGUGCGGGGGUGCGGUUGAUGAAUGGGCUUAUGGGGCUGCAGUAGGCUGGGGCUUGGAGGGUUUGAGAUGUGGUUGUGGGAUUUGUAUAAUAGACGGCAACGAUGAUACAUGUGU
Coniophora puteana RWD-64-598 SS2 is the source of this 2488-nucleotide messenger RNA. RefSeq names its product vesicular-fusion protein SEC18. Lineage: Eukaryota; Fungi; Basidiomycota; Agaricomycetes; Boletales; Coniophoraceae. Gene Ontology annotation, molecular function: ATP hydrolysis activity; ATP binding. Gene Ontology annotation, cellular component: Golgi stack. The coding region runs from base 148 to 2418 and encodes 756 amino acids. The transcript has 10 exons. The record is from RefSeq and is a predicted model, not a curated record. Gene Ontology annotation, biological process: Golgi to plasma membrane protein transport; intra-Golgi vesicle-mediated transport; SNARE complex disassembly.